Messenger RNA from Acipenser ruthenus (sterlet), 3224 nucleotides. Its product is annotated as acetylcholinesterase collagenic tail peptide-like. The record is from RefSeq and is a predicted model, not a curated record. Gene Ontology annotation, molecular function: heparin binding. The transcript is spliced from 18 exons. Lineage: Eukaryota; Metazoa; Chordata; Actinopteri; Acipenseriformes; Acipenseridae. The coding region runs from base 455 to 1816 and encodes 453 amino acids.
AUAAAACAUCUUCUUUAAUUAAAAUGUAUUAUUGUGACUUCCUGAGAUUCAGUUUACCCUGUGCUUGUCUUUAGAUAAUGCAAGCAGGAGUAAGUGAGUGUCAAGGAGACCCAUGCUUUAAUUGCAUUGUCAUUCAUUCCUGGGUAAAAUGGAGGUUCAUAAAUUCAAUGUAAAUGCCAGCGCUGAUCAAUAACUCCUGUCAGUGGAAGAAUUUGUGUCCAGCCAUGAGCACCGACAUCUGCCCUGAGGAGGUUUCAUUUGACUGUGUUUCAGAGUCUGAAUUAACUGGGAGUCACAGCACAGCACUUGCUUUAACUGGCUUCGCUGAAUCUGAAAGCAGAGGGAUAUUGAGAGAGAGAGAGGGGAGAGAGAGAGAGAGAGAAAAGAAGAGAGAGAGAAAUCCCAGUCAGAUCCAGUGUCCACGAGUUUGAAUAGCUGAGUCUCUCCAAGCAGCAUGGUCCUCAUUGCAUUUGGAUUGCAUUUCCAGCUCCUCUUCAGCUAUGUAUUAUCUCAGUCCUCCUUCAUGGACAACAUCUUCUCAUUUCCAGCAGCGCUCAAACCUUUGGAACAUAAGAAAAGAAGUCCUGGCAAUAUAUGUUGUCUUUUAAUGCCUCCACCACCACUAUCCCCUCCACCUCCUCCAUUGCAGCGAGAACGCAGGAGUCAGAAUGAAGAAAAGAAAGUAGAUGAAGAAAAAAAUAUGAAUAUCUGUAUGCCAGGUCCUGCAGGGCCCUCUGGGCCAGCUGGACCACAGGGUGUACCAGGACUUCCAGGUGUAAUGGGACCAAAGGGGGAGAAAGGAGAAAUUGGCAGACCUGGAUCAAAGGGAAGAACAGGUCCACCAGGUCUCCCAGGAAAGCAAGGCCCACCAGGGUGGUCAGGACCAAAUGGGCCUAUGGUCAGUAUAGGUGAAAAGGGAGAUCCAGGGCUAAUGGGACUGCCAGGUAUAAGAGGACCAAUGGGCCCCAAGGGUCUGCCUGGAUUUAAAGGAGAGAAGGGAUCGAGAGGAGAAAGAGGGGAAUCAGGCUGGAAAGGAGAGAAGGGCAACAUGGGUUAUCCUGGUAUGCUGGGACAGAAGGGAGAAAUGGGUCCUAAGGGAGAGCCUGGGAUAGUAGGUCACCGCGGUCCGACCGGAAGACCUGGAAAGAGGGGGAAACAAGGAGUAAAGGGUAACACUGGUGCUUCAGGACCACUAGGCCCUAUGGGUCCUCCUGGUCCUGCUGGGCACCCAGGCCCACCAGGACUUCCUGGAGCAGGGCAUGUCAGAGUCGGACCAAAGGGUGACAGAGGAUCUCAGGGACGUCCUGGUCAGUGUUUCUGCAACCCGCCAGUGAGCAUGAUCCACCCCCCCUAUGAGGGACCCUCCCCUGGAGCCAACUACCCCAAAGUCCCAGCGAUAUUUGUGGUGAAUAAUCUAGAGGAAUUGGAAAGGCUAAACACUGAUAAUGCGCUGGCAUUCAGUAGAGAUCAGCAGUCGCUUUAUUUCAAGGACACCGAAAAAUGGCUUCCAAUUCAGUUCUCACCCUUCCAGCGUACUGAGAACCCCCCAGAUCCCGAAGGCGUCUGUGGGGAUGGCUUAGUUCAGGAGCACAAUGGAGAGGACUGUGAUGAUGGUAACAAGGCCGUUACAGAUGGCUGCAUCAAAUGCAAAAAUGCUUAUUGUGGAGAUGGGUAUCGAUAUGAUGGAGUAGAAGAAUGUGAUGGAAAAGACUUUGGUUAUCAGACAUGCAAAUCACAUCUUCCUGGGUCUUAUGGAGAACUUAAGUGCACCUCAUACUGUUUCAUUGACUCCACAAACUGCAAGUUUUUUACAUGAAGGAAAAAACAGAAGUGUGGGUUGCAUCCCACAGUGUCAUGUACACCUGGUGCUAUUACCCAAUCAAAAAGACUGAGGCAAUGCAAAAACAAACAAAAACAAAAACUAAACAAAUUCAAACCCUCCGUUCUCUUGCUGCUGAAAGGCGUGUAGCUGAUGGGAUUUCUAUAACCCAAAUGUUCGUCCAGAAACACAUAGGACCAUUGCAUUCUGUCUUAAUAAUUCAACAAAGGAUUAAUUAUGGUUUGCUAGGUAGAACUCUGAGGCUUAGCUGAGCAUGCCUGAAGAUCCUUUCUUCAAUAGGGAUGUAACUUUCAAGGUGAAGAAGAUGAAAGUGCAGUAGUUGUGAUCCUUAAGAAAGACUUGUGUAGAUGGAACAACAUUACCUCAACUUAGAACUGUUAUAUAGACCAUUCAGGUUUUUUGGGGACUUCAGAACAUCAGUAGUCUGGGUGCUGUGUUAAUAGAAAAAUGUAUCCUUUUACUUUAAAUGUGAAGUAAUAUUUAUCGCAUCUGCAUGAAGAAUAUUCAACCAAGGCAAACGAAGUCGGCGCCUGUUCUUGUGAUAUUGUACAGUAAUAAUGCUUUAAUCAGGGAGACACAUAUCAAUCUGUUUAUCAGUUUAUUGGGUGCCAAGAUGAUAGUUAAAAAUACAAGGCUUGACUUCAUGAGGGGUUAGGGACAUAUUCAAACAUGCAAACAUUCAAAUUAUGAGAACAUUACCAAAGCUGCCAGGCAUUGCUAGGGAAUUCUCACCUGGAACAGCCAUUUUUUUUCAGGGCUAAAAUAGUUAGUCUAUAACAACCAUUUAGAUUCAGCCAGAUUAUUUAUCUGAAGAUACUAUAUAAUACAUGUAAAUAUUAGCAAAUUUAUCAGCCAUAAUAACCAAAGUGCCCAAUAUGUGGCAUAGUUAGUGAAAAGCCACCUAAUCAGAGAUUCGUACUAGCAGAUUUGCAGAUUACAAUUUGUGAAUGAGCUCCUGUGAAAAAAGCCCAUGUAAAAUCUGUGAUUGUCUAAUUGUGCACAUUUGUAUUGACUGCAACAUGUACUAUAUUUACACAGAAGAUGAAAUAACAUAUCUAGGAAUGCAUAUGCAUAUCUUUUUGACCGACAUUUGAUUCAACAGGAUAAUAGGAGCCAACAAGUAUGCUUGCAAUGUGCAUGUGCUUCAUGCAUCAGGGAUGGAAUUUAAAAUGGUUGUUUUCACUUCGUCUACCAGUAACGUGUGUAGGAAAAAUAGAUCAUAUUAAUGUAAAAUGACAUGUACAAAUGUUUUGUUUUAGUGUUUUGUAAACCGUGGUGUUAUGAUAGCUCUGCAUGUUCAUGUUAUUGGCAUUCAAAUGCCAACAGAAAUAAAAUCAGUUGACAUGAUAUCACUGUGAUUUUCUAUUAAAAAAAACAAACUAAA